Messenger RNA from Chenopodium quinoa (quinoa), 1460 nucleotides. Its product is annotated as putative casein kinase II subunit beta-4. The transcript has 5 exons. Bases 342 to 1196 code for a protein of 284 amino acids. Gene Ontology annotation, cellular component: cytoplasm; protein kinase CK2 complex. Lineage: Eukaryota; Viridiplantae; Streptophyta; Magnoliopsida; Caryophyllales; Amaranthaceae. The record is from RefSeq and is a predicted model, not a curated record. Gene Ontology annotation, molecular function: protein kinase regulator activity.
AAAAAAGGAUUGAAAAAAAAAAUUGAGAUUAGUCCAAUAGAUUUGAAAAGAAUGGAAAAUUAAAGGAAAGAGAGUAAAAGAGCAAAGGCAACAACAACAAAAGAGGAGUUUGGAUUGCGCUCUCAUCAUCAUCGUCACCUUCUUCUUCAUCAUAAUAAUAAUCAUCAACCCUUCAAAUUUUCCCCAGAUUUUUUCACCCCCAAUUUCUUCAACAAUGCCCUAAUUUCUCAAAACUCCCCAAAAAAUCAAAAUCAUGUCCACCAUUUUCAAUUCCUAAGCUCAAAUCCCUCUUUCUCUCUCCUAUACUCCAAUUUCAAAUUCGAAUUUUGGGGGCCAAAAUCAUGCAUAGAGAAAGAGGUAACGUCGGAGGUGGGUCGUCGGAAAUCGGAACUAUUGAUCGGAAACGUAUCAAUGAUGUGUUGGAUAAGCAUCUCGAUCGAAGCUCAGCUUCAACUUCGAGGGGAUUGAGCACUAACCCUAAGGAUAAAGAAUUUAGGGUUUCUGCGCCUUCGACUUCCACCGGAAAAACGCCGUCUGAUUACUCUGGGUUGAAUAAUUCCAAUAAUCGCUCUGAUGAGGAGUCUGAAACUGACAGUGAAGAGUCGGAUGUUAGUGGUUCUGAUGGUGAGGAUACAUCAUGGAUUUCAUGGUUUUGCAAUUUGCGAGGGAAUGAAUUUUUCUGUGAGGUUGAUGACGAUUACAUCCAAGAUGACUUCAAUCUUUGUGGAUUAAGCAGCCAAGUUCCUUAUUAUGAUUAUGCUCUUGACCUCAUUUUGGAUGUUGAAUCUUCUCAUGGUGAUAUGUUUACGGAGGAGCAGAAUGAGUUGAUAGAAUCUGCAGCAGAAAUGCUUUAUGGCCUUAUUCAUGUUCGAUACAUCUUGACUACUAAAGGAAUGGCUGCUAUGCUAGAGAAAUACAAAAACUAUGAUUUUGGGCGAUGUCCUAGGGUUUACUGCUCUGGGCAGCCUUGCCUUCCUGUUGGCCAAUCUGACAUUCCACGAUCAAGCACCGUGAAGAUCUAUUGUCCAAAAUGUGAAGACAUCUAUUAUCCGCGAUCCAAAUACCAAGGCAAUGGUGCUUACUUUGGAACUACAUUCCCUCACCUUUUUCUGAUGACAUAUGGUAACCUCAAGCCAACACAAGCAACUAGGAGUUAUGUGCCAAGGAUUUUCGGUUUCAAGGUGCACAAGCCUUGACAUGUCAGUAUUUCAUGCUGCUUCUCACAAUGCCGAAAAAACCACUGCUUAGCAGUGUUCCUCUUUUGUUCUUUUUUGAGUACAUAUGCCUCAAAUUUUCCAGGUAAAAACUGCAGUGGUUUUUACAAAUUCACAAACAAACUUUUAGGGAAGAAGAUCCAUGUAAAAUGGCUAAAGCCACCUCAAAAGUUGUUAGUGACAGUAUGCGUGUAAUUUUAUUCCUAAGUUUUAUUGAUAAUCACUUAGUGUCACAUUGGUUGUCUU